Lampris incognitus (smalleye Pacific opah) is the source of this 3031-nucleotide messenger RNA. Its product is annotated as ubiquitin-conjugating enzyme E2 D2-like. The record is from RefSeq and is a predicted model, not a curated record. Gene Ontology annotation, cellular component: nucleus. Gene Ontology annotation, molecular function: ubiquitin conjugating enzyme activity. Gene Ontology annotation, biological process: ubiquitin-dependent protein catabolic process; protein polyubiquitination. Bases 395 to 838 code for a protein of 147 amino acids. The transcript has 7 exons. NCBI's taxonomy places the organism in Eukaryota, Metazoa, Chordata, Actinopteri, Lampriformes, Lampridae.
CAGAGACGAGCUUUAGCCCCGCUAGCAGUGGCGACGGACGCCGAGAGGAAGAGCAUCGUUUUUCUUGUCUCAGCGGACGACGCGUGAAUACCCGGGCGGAAACGGGGGACGAAGUUGGUCGGGUGCGAUUCGCGAGGGCUGCUGCGAAGGCGAACGUCAGCGGAGUGUCGGGUUGUGCGGGUCUAGAGGCGGACGCGAACUAGGCGAGAUCGCGAACCGGACAACGAGGAACUCGGCGGCCAGCGAGCGAGCGAGGCGGCGAGAACUCGGAAGAGAAAGGCCGUCGGUCGGAGGAAGGAAAAAAAACAAAAAACAAAGGCGAUCACCCUGGCAUAUCACGGUUGUCCCUCAUCACGCGGAUAUAAAAACGAGGCUUAGAAGAGAACGACGAGCGAUGGCGCUUAAAAGGAUCAACAAGGAGCUUAAUGACCUGUCUCGUGACCCUCCAGCACAGUGCUCCGCAGGACCAGUGGGUGAUGACAUGUUUCACUGGCAAGCUACAAUCAUGGGACCUCCUGACAGUCCAUAUCAGGGAGGUGUUUUCUUCUUGACAAUUCACUUUCCAACAGACUACCCUUUCAAACCACCUAAGGUUGCAUUUACUACAAGAAUUUACCACCCAAAUAUCAACAGUAAUGGCAGUAUCUGUCUGGACAUCCUCAGAUCACAGUGGUCUCCUGCACUCACUAUUUCUAAAGUACUUCUGUCCAUCUGCUCACUCCUAUGUGACCCAAACCCAGAUGACCCGCUAGUGCCAGAGAUUGCACGCAUCUAUAAAACAGACUCUCCGAAAUACACUAGAAUAGCAAAAGAAUGGACACAGAAAUACGCAAUGUGAUGGCCUCCUCUGGAAAGCUCCUGGGAAAUGUCGCUUGAUCAAACUUAAAAUUCUUGGUUUCCUUUUUUUUUUUUUUUCCUCCAAAAAUUAAACCAUUCCCCCUUUUCACCCAUGUGCUCAUAAGAAGAUAGUGUUUUCUUGCCCAAACACGUGCCACGUUCUGCAAAGUUUCUGUCACCAUGUUCUGUUGGAGUUAUUCACAGCAGUAAUUAAAUCUUGGUUUGAGCAUGCAGUACUGAGAAGGCCUGGCUUUUCUACAGUGACACGUUUUCAUUCAAACCUAGAAUUGAUAAUGUUACCCAUUUUUCUCUUAAAUUGACACCGACCCAUUUCUAGCCCGCAUGUCAACCAGGCAUCCAGUUGAGCAACUGGCUGGAUCUUGUGGGAUUGGCAGAGUUUAAUCAAGACCAAGUUCCUCAGAGCAUCCAUAGCCUUAGGUAACUACUUUAUUUUUUGCCAAUUUUCUGUAAUUUUUCCCUGGGCACUGCAGCUGCCCACUCCUAUAUGAUAGGAUGGGUUAAAUGCAGAAAACAAAAUCGUUGUAACUACGAUGUCAAAUUGACUUUCAUUAGCCCCAUCCUCGAAACCAACAAUGGGAUUUGUGUUACUGUUGAAUAAUAUCCAUCCGUCAUCCAAACCGCUAAUCCUGCUCUCAGGGUUGCGGGGAUGCUGGAGCUUAUCCCAGCAGUCAUUCGGCGGCAGGCAGGGAGACACCCUGGCCAGGCCGCCAGGCCAUCACUGAAAUAGCAGUUUUGAUUAAAUAGUGGAAUCUAAGAUGCAAGACUAUCGAAUCUACGAAAGCUGUGGGAAACUUGGUCUUGACCUCUGGAACGUCCUUAAAGCUGGGGUAGGUAGUGUUUUUAUAGCGUCGUUGGGCAAAAGUUCCAUAAUAACCUUUCAGCAUAUUGUAAUUAAAGUGGUCUGAGAGAAAACUGGACUUGUGAACCACCUCUUGGCUCUGUAUUCAGGCUUUAAAAAAAAAAUCUAGCCCAGGACGGAAGGUUUUUUGCCAAUCACCGGUCAGUUCAGAGAGAGGGUGUUCCUAUUGGCUGUUCUACAACCGCAGAUGUGCUUGUAGAGAUCAAUUCGCAACUGCCCUGCCCCCGUCGGUUGCUUGUGGUUGCAACCCUAACUCUAAAAAUCAACAAGACCAACUCGAAAUGGCUGUUUCACAUGAACAAUAUUUGUGUAACUGAGAGAUUCUAUGAAAAAAUAAUCUUUUAAAUGGAUCAAUGAUCACCUGCGAUACAAGUUUCACGAGUCUCGCUUUGACAUUUCCUGCUUGUACACGAGUGUAAGGGGCCGAAGAGCGAUGCGGAAGUCAUUUGGUGGGAGGGGCUUAGCGGAGUGAUGCAGAGGCGGAAGGAUUUGCAUUGGAAUGUUCAAUGUUACCUACUGCAGCUUUAACCGGAACGGAGACGGUAUGCUCUUAAUUAUAAGUAUUAAACUCAAAAAAAAAAAACAUGAUGAAAAAUCGUGUAUUUUAAUUCCACAACCAAUCGUGUGUACAAAGAAGCAAAGCAGUAUGCAUCUAUGUUAAGGAAACAUGGUAUAAGAACCUCAAUGUUGUAUUUUAUGCAUGUUAAUAAAAGUAGAUUACUAUAUCUGAUAUGUUACUGCAAAUUAAGCUGAUUGUAAGGCUCGGUGGAUGGAAUUCUUUUUUUUUAUCCCCUUCAAAAGCUUUCUAUCAUUUUGUUCAUUAUUAAGUAGUCAAAGAUCUUUUAGUUUUCUUCCCAUUUAAACACUGUCUUCUUGUAGCCCUGAAAUAUUGGUGCAAAGCUAACGGUUGAUUACCAACCCGUGGCUCUGCAGCUUUUUAGUUUUCCCUUCAAUAAAGUUACCCAAAAUCGUUACAAAAACUAGUGGUGCAUUUCUUCCAUGUUGGUGUUGAAUUUGCGAGUGGGUUUUGAACGACAGCGUUUUAAAUAUGAAGGACCUCCACUGACACCCAAGGCCUGUGGGCUCUGUACUGUACAUUCUGUCCCAUCAUCUGUAAAGACACUUCCCAUGCUUCAUUCUGCUUCCUUCUCCUGAGCCUACUUUCAAAUUUAUGUGUGGCGUUUUUAAAUAGCCCUUGUAACAUGAUUAAGAAAAUGCUGUAUAACGAUCAAAUGUAUUUCCCAGUCGAGACCUAUUUACUUCUACAGUUGUCUUUUAAAGCAUGAGAUAAGUUGGUGCAGGUUUGGAUAUUUU